Nicotiana attenuata is the source of this 1607-nucleotide messenger RNA. RefSeq lists its product as uncharacterized. The transcript has a single exon. Lineage: Eukaryota; Viridiplantae; Streptophyta; Magnoliopsida; Solanales; Solanaceae. The record is from RefSeq and is a predicted model, not a curated record. Bases 115 to 1275 code for a protein of 386 amino acids.
CAAAUUAGCUAGUGUGAUCACUGAACUUGCUAGCUCUCUAAUAUAUAUAUAUAUAUAUAUAUUUCGAUUGUAUACCUCCUUAUUGAUUACCAAGGAAGUUAAUUACAAAGGAAAAUGGGAAGAGAGAAAUGGAGGGAUGUUACAUGUCAAAGUAAACAACACUUCAGCCACCCCCACAUCUUGAAACUCGUCAAUCCAAUUGAAGCUACUGAAACUCUCAGUUGCAAUGCUUGUGAAAAACCAAACAAGAAUAACAAACCUAAUUUCUAUGGCUGCAAUAGCUGCCAAUAUUUUCUCCAUGAAAACUGCUUAAAUGCUCCUCGUUUUCUGGAACAUUCCUCUCAUCCUUACCACCACUUGACCCUCCUCCCAGUUCCAACUUACACAAAUCGUUCCUAUACAUGCAAGGCUUGUGGUUCUGAUGGUAUUGGCUAUAGUUUUAGCUGUGCCGCUUGUGAAUUUGAUAUCCACUUGCAUUGUGCCCUUUUACCUCAAACUGUAUUACUUCCGCAGCACCGUCAUGAACUUGAGCUCAUAUUUGAUUCACCUUUUGAGGAAGAUGAGAGCACUGUUUUUGUUUGUGAUCUCUGUCACGACAAUGCAGAUCUUAAUUACUGGUUGUAUUAUUGUGCUGAUUGUGAUUUUGGAACACAUCUUGAAUGUGGAAAUUCCAAACCUGUCAGCCAACAAAAACGAGAACUGCCAGUAGUCAACAUACCAGAAGUCAAUCCAAUCAUGAAACCAAAGGAAGCACCAAUCAAGAUACAAGAAACCAAUCAAGAAGAGGAAGAGGAAGAGGAAGAGGAAGAGGAAGAGGAAGAGGAAGAGGAAGACGAAGUGGAAGUGGAAGAAGAAGAAGAAGAGGAGGAACAGGAAGACGAAGACGAAAAUGAAGAGAUAGAGGAAGAGGAACUCCAAAUUCCAAGGUCAAUACAUGUUGACAAACACCCACAUGAGUUGGAGCUGUUCUCUGGUUCUCCAUACGAAGAUAAGGAUACUGUAUUUGCUUGUGAUAUCUGCAAUGCAAUAAUGAACAAAGACGAGUGGUUGUACUAUUGCGCUGAAUGUGAUUUCGUGACGCAUUUGCAUUGUGCAAGUCCUGAAGCUGAUGUUUUACCGAGAUCACAACAACGUCAAAAUCCAAAUCUAAAUCCAAAUUCAGCAGUUGAGAUGAUAAAUUCAGCUAAUGAAGCACACGAACAAAUUAUUGCAGCUCAAAUUCGUGCGCACAUCGAGGCACAAGGAAGAGCGGCUGCUCUUUCACUCUGGGACUGAUCGUCCCACCACCAACAUACAGUUACAUCUAGCUGUAUCGUCAUUAUCUAAUGCAUCCGCUUUGUCGACGUUCAGUUUUUAUUGCAAAAAUAAAUGCUCUGUUGUUGCGUUAUAUCUCUUUCGAAUAUUCUUUUUCAACUUUUGUGUCUCUGAUCGUUGAUGAUCAAGUUUGUCCAUUUCCUUUAUGAUUUCAGUGAACAUCCUGAAUCGAGCAGAAAUUUAGGAACAAGCAGAUUAGGGUUUAUGUGGAACAUUCGAGAAGAAGAAGAAGAAGUGAAAGACAAUGAUUUAUGGCUGAAAAGCUAAUUAGGCAUUGAGCCAUUUUCUAUUUA